CCCCCUUGUCCCCUCCCACCCCAGAGCAUCUCCCUUGCAGCUGCACGGCUCCUCCAAGAGCUGUUGACAGAGCCAAGCAGCCUCUGGCAGCUGCGAACAAGCCAGCCCCCCUUCCCACCCCUUUGCACUGUCCCCUCCUGAAAUUGCAUCGCCUCCUUGGAAGAGCUGGAGAGAGACACGCACAGCCAGCCCCGCUGCUCAGCCAACUUUGCUCUCGCUCCUGGCUAGGGCUCCCCCAACUUCGCCCUCCCUCAUUGGCUUUUCUGUGCAGAGCUGCCAGAGUUGCCUAGUGCACCCCCGGAGCGGGGAGAAUGCACAGAGCCAGCUGGAGCCCGGGGAAGUGAGCGUGCGAGUGCCCCAGGCAGGAGGUUGCCCUGGAGCAGGGGCUGGGGGCUUUCCAUAGCCCUGUGUUUCUCAACCUUUUUGAUACCAGGGACCGGCUUGCUGCCUUCCUAAACUGUGUCAGGGAGAUCUCAGGAACCAGUGCCAGGACCCUCCAGCUUUGGAGUGGGGUGUCCUGCGUUCGCAGCCCCCACCCUCGCUGGCUGGGAGUUUGCCCGGAGCCCGGCAAGAGUCCCCAGCACCCCAACAUGGACACGGUGGCCAGCGACAUCGCGGACCUCAGCAGCCAGGACGCGCAGAGCGUGUGCGAGGCACUGGGGCGCUACGAGGACACGCUGCGGGGCGCCGUGCGGGAGAUCCACGUGGACAUCCAGGUCUUCAAGCAAGGGGUGGACCGGCAAGUGGACGAGGUACUGCGCGUCGCCAGCCCGCUGGCCCGCACCGUCGCCGAGCUACAGCAGGAGAACCAGCGGCUGCGCGCGCAGGUGGAGCGCCUGGCCAGGCAGGUGGAAGCCCUCAGCAGGUCGGCGGGGCUGCCAGACAGCUGGGCUGCGGAGUGCGGGGCAGCCGGGGGGCCCAGCUCUCCAGGGGCUGGCGCAAGGCGGGCCAGGUUCUCCAGCCAUGCCACCUUAUCCAUGACCGGCAAGAGCCAGAGCGUGGACCUGGAUGACCACAACGAACCUGAGACUAGAAGAGUUUCUAAUUCGUCCAUAGUUGAAAACGGACACCAGUCUUUGUCAGGUCAGGCAAAAGUCUCACAGGAAGUGACCUCUUCCCUUCAGAUGUCAAACUCAUCCCCCGAGGCACAUGCCCCUGCAGUAACCUUACGGAUGCCCCACCUUCCUGUUACUGCAAUAACAAGAGUAUCAGAGAAGUUUUCAGGAGAAACCUCCACCUUAUCAGGAACUAGUAAUGCUACCAGUGGCCUGAUAGGGCAGAGCAGGAGCCAGAAUGAGGCUGUGAUAAAAACUUCCAGCCAAUCAGUGACUGCUGUGAAGACCUGGAAUUCAAGUUCUGUGAGAACAAUGGGCACCUCCAUAGCUGCAGAGAAAAGCACUUCUGUCACAAAGUCUACAUCAGCCAUGAGCUAUGGAUUGACUAGUGGAACCAAAGCUAGUGAAAGCAAUACCAUUGACAGUUACUAUGAUGUGACACCCAAAUCCUGCUCCCCGCCUCCGACUGUACAUCGCCAAGUGGAAAGGAGGCGAGAACUGGUGCGGUCUCAGACAUUGCCACGCACUUCAGGAACACAGUCCAGGAAAGCGCUCUUUGAGAAAUUUGAGCAGGACAGUGGGAAAGGAAAAGGAGAAUCCAAAGCAAAGCUGAAGCGGUCACAGAGUUUUGGGGUUGCCAGUGCAAGCAGCAUCAAGCAGAUUUUACUGGAUUGGUGUCGCUCCAAAACCAUAGGAUACAAGCACCUUGAUCUACAGAACUUCUCCUCGAGUUGGAAUGACGGGAUGGCAUUCUGUGCCCUAGUGCAUUCUUUCUUCCCCGAAGCCUUCGAUUAUAAUGCGCUUGACCCAGCUAACCGCAAGCAGAACUUUGAGCUGGCUUUCACCAUGGCUGAGAAACUAGCUCACUGCGACCGCCUGAUAGAAGUGGACGACAUGAUGGUGAUGGGACGCAAGCCAGAUCCCAUGUGUGUUUUCACCUAUGUACAGUCACUAUACAAUCACCUGCGUCGCUUUGAAUAAAUACACCCGGGAAGCUUGAAUACAA
Messenger RNA from Dermochelys coriacea (leatherback sea turtle), 2061 nucleotides. It is a transcript of the gene SMTNL2, whose product is annotated as smoothelin like 2. The record is from RefSeq and is a predicted model, not a curated record. Gene Ontology annotation, biological process: actin cytoskeleton organization; positive regulation of vasoconstriction. Gene Ontology annotation, cellular component: microtubule organizing center; M band; filamentous actin. NCBI's taxonomy places the organism in Eukaryota, Metazoa, Chordata, Testudines, Dermochelyidae. The transcript has 9 exons. Bases 591 to 2036 code for a protein of 481 amino acids. Gene Ontology annotation, molecular function: protein phosphatase 1 binding; tropomyosin binding.